AUGAAUCAUCCCCCCAAGAGCCCGGCGCCUCGCCGCUAUGGCUUCGCCUGUCUCAUGUGCAGGCGCCGGAAGAUCAAGUGCGACGGCAAGAAACCGAAUUGUGCCAACUGCAUCAAGGCCAAGGAAAUCUGUAGCUAUAAGGAGAGCCCCAGUUACAAUGCUCACCUUGUCCACCAGCUGCAGCGGUCCAAAAGGCGCAUUGAUGAGCUGGAGGGCCAGCUGCGAGAUCUAGCGGGUCUGGACUCGGAAGAACGUGAUCGCAGGCUGGCCGAGAUCUCACGCGACUUCGACCAUUUGAGCAUGGCGGAUAGCUCGCCUAGUGGGAUGACCGAUCUCAUCCCAGCCCGUGGGGGAGCAUGGCACGGUGAGUUCCUCGGUGGAAUACCGAUCGGGGGUGCGACAGAGCAUGCACUGACCUGUCAACCAUACAAGUACUACGGGGCUACUUCAAGGUUUCACCCUCUGGAGGCUGCGGAUAGUCGCUUGCUGAAGGUUCCUGGCCCGGAUAGCGGGGAUCACAAAGCGAGCGAGGAGUACCACCGUAAAUGGCUGGCGGCAAACUCCAAAUUCCAGGAGUCCCUGGAGCAUGUGGCCAUCAAGAAUCUCGAGCAGUAUACAGAUGUCCCGCUCGACAUUUGCGCCGUCUUGCUGCAGAUCUACUGGACCUGGCAGGCCCCCUUGCACAGUUGUGUCUACCGCCGAUGCUUUUACCGAGACUUAGCAUUAGGUGGGCCUUACUGUUCCGCGUUUUUGUUAAACGUGAUCUUCGCCCAUGCAUGCCGGCAUACGAAGGAUGACGAUCCUAAGUUUGCGGGGUUGGAACGGGGCAAGCAUUUCAUGAAUGAGGCGAAGCAGCUCCUCUUGCUUGAAAUGGAAGAAGAGAAGCCCAGGAUCCCCACUAUUCAAGGACUGCUCAUCCUCGGCGGCCGGCAAUGCGCGAUUGGGAAAAACAGUGAAGGGUGGCUGUACACUGGGAUGGCGAUUCGAAUGGUCACCGACCUCGGCCUGCAUCUGUAUAAGGGGAACCUGGAGGGUCUGGAAGGCUUGGAUCCCGAUGACUUAGAGGUCAGGAAGCGUCUAUACCUCUCCGCUUACAUUUGGGAUAAGUCCAUAAGCUUGUGUCUCGGGCGCCCACCCUCUCUUGUCGAUCUCCCAUACUCCCCCGAUAGCCUGUUUGAUACGUCGGACAAUGACCUCGAAUGGAGGCCGUUCUACUUAAAAGAAGCGGAGACUUCCUAUCCAUUCACCAAAUCCUCUAAUACAUUGCAUAUCGUUUACUUUGGCAAAUUAGCACGCAUCAUCAACGAAGCGUACGACAAGGUGUAUAGUCAAAGUUUACAGAAUCUCAAAUUACAGAGUAUCUCCGAGCUAGAGGCCAAGCUUCGGUCCUUCCAUGCAAGUCUACCGGACCAACUUCGAAUACAAGCCCCGGAAACAGAACAUCCUAUACCACACUAUGCUAAUUCUGAUAUUCCGCCCUUUCUUCGCGUGGUCGAGGCACGAGCGACUUCGAACACACCCUUGGCCCUGCGAGCACACCAAGUGUGCAUUGAGGAGGCCAAUAAUGUAAAUGAGCACUUUCGACGUUAUGGUCGGACUUUUAACUUCCAGAACCAGACCUACCUUGUCUCGUACUGUGUCUAUACUGCCGCGACAAUUGAUAUCCAAGAAAUUCGGCAAGAGGACCCGGCCCUGGCUCAGGCUGCUGCCAAUCGGCUGUCCACCACCCUCAAAAUGCUGGAAACAGAGGCCAAGCAGACCCCCGGCAUCAAGCGCAGCAUUGAGAUUAUCAAAUCCCAUUUAGCCCAGCAGACCGAGGACCGAAGCCAGAAAGUCCAGAACCCAUUACCCGCCAGGCAGGUUCAAAUCAACAGGGAGAUUCGACAGCAGCUUCUACCUCCUCCUACCCCUCUAUAUCCUCAAGCACCCUCCUACAGCGAAUCCACAUUAUCCACACCUCCAUCGCAGGGCCCCCGAGAGAGCCCCUUAUUAGGGCGCCACUCGAACAUGGGUGUCGGCAGAUUGCCGCCCCACCCAGGCGUCUCAGGGGGCAUCGAUCCCGCAAAGGCCCACCAGCUCGUGGAGCAGGAGCCGAUCCCGGAGGAAAACAUUGGAAGUUUGAUGCAUCAAGCAAUGGACGUCGACAACAACUGGAAUGAAUGGGAAUUCUUCAAUGCGGGGGGCGGAUUUGUACCGGAUACCGGUGGAUGGGCACCGUUCGAUCCUUCUUACCCGUACAAUAACAUGUACUAG
This is a messenger RNA of Penicillium chermesinum, 2253 nucleotides long. RefSeq lists its product as uncharacterized. Gene Ontology annotation, molecular function: DNA binding; zinc ion binding; DNA-binding transcription factor activity, RNA polymerase II-specific. Gene Ontology annotation, biological process: regulation of DNA-templated transcription; DNA-templated transcription. The record is from RefSeq and is a predicted model, not a curated record. The transcript has 8 exons. NCBI's taxonomy places the organism in Eukaryota, Fungi, Ascomycota, Eurotiomycetes, Eurotiales, Aspergillaceae. Bases 1 to 2253 code for a protein of 750 amino acids.